AUGUUAGUAGAUGUUGCUCCUCCGACUGGGAUGGUAAGGAUUUUGCUGCAUCCCUUUCAGCCAGACUCUCGAGGGGAAACCUCCUCGGGGACUACAAGAAAUGUUGGUAUCCUUAGUGAUUCUCAGUGGUUGUCACAUAUGUCAAGUCCUCCAGCUCCUGCCUUAUUGGUUAGGUUGGGACACUGUACUCUGAAAGAAGAUCAGGCGUCUACUUCAGAAAAGGAUUGCUCUUACCUUGACAACCUAAUUGAUGAGGCUCUCGAUGAAGAGUUACUGAGUUUCUCUAAUCGGGAUAGAUGA
This is a messenger RNA of Vicia faba (fava bean), 300 nucleotides long. The record is from the annotation of a GenBank genome assembly. NCBI's taxonomy places the organism in Eukaryota, Viridiplantae, Streptophyta, Magnoliopsida, Fabales, Fabaceae.